Messenger RNA from Gadus morhua (Atlantic cod), 3338 nucleotides. RefSeq lists its product as uncharacterized. The coding region runs from base 945 to 3338 and encodes 797 amino acids. The transcript is spliced from 8 exons. The record is from RefSeq and is a predicted model, not a curated record. NCBI's taxonomy places the organism in Eukaryota, Metazoa, Chordata, Actinopteri, Gadiformes, Gadidae.
CAGAGGCAGCGAGAGGAGGAGAGACAGAGGCAGCGAGAGGAGGAGACACAGAGGCAGCGAGAGGAGGAGACACAGAGGCAGGGGCAGUCAACGCAGAGGCAGGGAGAGGAGACGCAGAAGCAGGAGAGGGAGUGCAGUGCUGCCUGUGCAACCUGCAUGUGGAGGGAGACCGGUUCACCCAGCACCUGUCGGACCACCACACGGAGGAGCAGUGUGAUACCUGUGGGGCCAAGGUGCAGGGUGCUGUUGGUCUUUUGAACCACAUCGAAGUGGUUCACUAUGCCUUCAGGGUACCAUCAAAGCCGUCUCUGCCCCCUUCUUCAUCCUGCUCUGCCGCGCCACACCACACGGCAGCUCCACCACCUGCAGCACACUUCAGGGUACCAUCAAAGCCGUCUCUGCCCCCUUCUUCACCCUGCUCUGCCGCGCCACACCACACGGCAGCUCCACCACCUGCAGCACACUUCAGGGUACCAUCAGAGCCGUCUCUGCCCCCUUCUUCAUCCUACUCUGCCGCGCCACACCACACGGCAGCUCCACCACCUGCAGCACACUUCAGGGUACCAUCAAAGCCGUCUCUGCCCCCUUCUUCACCCUGCUCUGCCGCGCCACACCACACGGCAGCUCCACCACCUGCAGCACACUUCAGGGUACCAUCAGAGCCGUCUCUGCCCCCUUCUUCAUCCUGCUCUGCCGCGCCACACCACACGGCAGCUCCACCACCUGCAGCACAGAGGGUCAACUGGAAAGGUUUCCUGCCUGACCAGUUCAGAAGGGUGAUCCAGGAAGCCGAUCAGGUCUGGGUUUCCAAAUGCUUGUAUGAGCCUACAGGCCAACUCAAGCAAAAGAUCCAGGCCUGCUGGUUUCACCCUCCACUGGAGCCCAAACCAUCCCCUCCUGAGCCUGGCUGGUACUUCCGGCAGAGGCUGUUUAUCUGGGCACCGAUGAGGAUGUGGGGGAUCCCCUCAAAGUGCCCCCAGUGUUCCUCAAAGAUGAACAGCUCCGGGAUUUACCGGAAGGUAAGGGAGGUGAUCGACGUGGAUAGCCGCUAUUAUCUUGUGGGAGCGGACUAUCCACGUUGCUGCAGGUGCUCGCAGCCGGUCUGCCCAUGGAGCUGCGACAUGCUCUCGCAGCUGGAUGUGGCACACAGGAGCCUGUUUCCCGCUGUCCUCACAACACAGCUGGCUCUGGAUAGGAAAGUGAUGACCUUCCUGAAGCCGAGGACCAGCGGGAACAGUUCCUCCUACCUCCAGUCUGCCAUAGCGGAAGGUCACAGCGAGGAGUGGGCCCGGCAGACCAUCCGCUACCUGGCUGACUGCGAGCUGCACAAAAAGAUGGCUACAUUUGUCCUCUCUGCAGCCAUAUACCCUCCUCCACCACCCUUCAGGCCCCUUCCACUCGCCCAGUGGUUUGAGACAGUCCACUCCAACGACAUCCUCAGCCACGUGGAGGAGAUGAAGGGUGUGAUCACUUCAACCUAUGGGAGAAUCCUGAAAAUGGACUCCACAAAGAAGGUCACCAAGAAGCUGGCUGGUGAAAUCGGGGACAGUGCCGCCUGGAUGUCGAACAUCGGCAACGAGUUUGGCCAGGUGUUGAACUCUGUGCUGACGGCGGGUGAAGGUGCAGGGUUAGAGGAGUUGUGCCAGGGCGUCGUCACCCGGUAUAGGAAUGCGGGCCAACCUGAACCUGAGGCCAUCUAUGUUGAUCGGGACUGCUGCAGCCAGUCAGGUGUGUCUGCAGUGGCAAAACUCUUUCGCCCAUGGAGGUCUGCAGUGCGCCUGGAUAGCUUCCAUUUUAUGAGGCGCUUUAACUGCGGCCUCACAACCGAACACCACCCUCUCUAUGGCACCUUUUGUGCCAAGCUUUCCGCCUGCAUUUUUCUCUGGGACCAGGAGGAUGUGCAACGCCUGAAGGAGGCCAAGAGAGCGGAGUGGAAGAGCAGCCACAGCGGACAUACUCCCACUGACGACCAGCUCAUGGCCACCAUCAGCUCAGCUGAAAUGAAGAGGCACUGCAGGAGGAGGACGCGUGGAGUGGAGGAGAUGCGGAGCAGUAUUUCAGGGCUCCUGGAAUCUGUGUGGGAGCUCACAGACACCACAGGGCUGCGUCUGGUGAGCCAUGACAGCAUGCGCCACGUGUGGGAAGUUCAGCAGAAGCACCUGGAGUGCCUCCAAGACCCUGCAGGUGUUGCACUCUACACAAAGGUGGGGACACUCCAGAAGGGCGGCAAGGAGCUGGACAUCCUUAGGUGUGGUAGGGGGUCCUCCUCCCUGGAGAGUUUCCACCGGCACCAGUGUGCUUUCAUUCCAGGCUGGCGGUGCAAUGCGGUGCACAUGCAAAUGUACAUGCUGGAGGGUAUAUCAAGGUGGAACAUGGGCCGGGCCAAGGAGGCAGUAGAUGUGGAGGGGGCCUCCACCCUAAGAAGCUUCGAUGUUCGGUUGAUGUCCCACCUUAACAACCUAAGCCAGCGUGUGCAUGGUUGUGCUCUGGUGCCAGAGUUCACCCUUCCUGGGAAACCUACUGGCGAACGCAUAGCCGUGGAAUAUUUAUUGGAGCAGACCAAUAGAGGCGACCUGCUGGCUCCAUCACAGGCCUCCAUCUCAGAAAUCCCCUUGCCGGUGCUGGAGGAGGAGGAGGAGGAGGAGGAGGAGGAUGAUGCCAUCAGCAUGCCUGCCAUCAGCGUGCCUGCCAUCAGCGUGCCUGCCAUCAGCGUGCCUGCCAUCAGCGUGCCUGCCAUCAGCAUGCCUGCCUCUGUCACAGAGACCAGCCAAUGUGAUUCGAGGGGCGUUCCGGGGUGGGACGCAGUAGAUGCCCUUGCUGCCUACCUACUCGGAUUAAACCGCACCAUCACGGCCUUGUCAGCCAAGGAGGAGGCGGACAUAGUUCGCCUGUACGCGGCUUUACAUGCGAUGGAUCGGAAACCUUCAAGGUACACCCAGAAGGCAAAGAAGAAGUCGCAUGCGUCAGGAGGACCAUGGAGAGCGCCGAGGAAGCCGAGUGGCUCUGCUCCUGGACAGCAGGCGGCAGAGAGGCUGUACAUGACUCAUGGCCAAGCAGCCCAGGACCCCGAAGUUCACAGGGUCUGUGAGUGUGUCUGCCUCAGACUCUUAAAAGAGUUUGAGCAGUCACGCAACAGGCCAAAGGACACAAAGGGGAAAACAAUGCCCAUCCCUCAGUCCAUCGUAAGCGUGUACAGCCACAUCAAACAGCUGCUUGAGGACAGCAGGGUUGUCUGUGAUGACACAGACCUGGUUCUGGUGCCAGUAAACAACACCACAGUCUCUUCAUGGUAUGUGUUAUUUCAUUUACCUUUCCCAUACAGUCAAGACAGUUUAUAA